Penicillium brasilianum is the source of this 2609-nucleotide messenger RNA. The record is from the annotation of a GenBank genome assembly. NCBI's taxonomy places the organism in Eukaryota, Fungi, Ascomycota, Eurotiomycetes, Eurotiales, Aspergillaceae.
CGAUGUUCUGGACCCGGUGUGCUGGUCUCAGCGUUGUGCUGAUUUUAGCCGUCCCGCUUGGCAGGGCCUCCAAUGCCACGACCCCCGGCGAUCCCGUCCUCCUCUUUUCUCUCCCUCUAACCUCCCUAUCUCCACCACUCCUUCAACCUCUCCCCCCAUCAACCAUUUUUCCUCGUCGGGCCAUUCGCGCGUCCUCCAAGGCCUCAUUCGUUCGGUCGGUAAGGGGCUUUCGACGGGCGUGCCUCCAGUGAACCCAGAAUCCCAACAUCCCCGGAUCCCCGAUUUGCAGGGCUCCUGAAAAUCGAAUCCACCCAACAACAACUCUCCAUCACCACUCUCGCCCUUUUUUUCGAAUUACCUUAUUUCUUCUUAAAUCAUGCUGUUGCCAAAGGGUGGAGUCAAUUGGAAGUCCGCCAGGGCUGGGUUGCCGCCAUGGAGGGCGAUCCUCGUUCUCCUGACGCGGACUCGCUUUUUGGUCUCCGUGGCCGUGACGGGCCUGGUUAUCCUGCUGUGGCGCGGUGUCAGCAAGUCGGCAUCUGAGAUGCAAAAUUUCUAUUGCUACGGCUCCUCCAAAUCCCCGAUGGAAAUGUCCCUCAACGAGAUGGUUGAGUGGAAUGCACACGCCCAGACCCCCGUCCUCUUCAACCAUCACGAGCCCUACGAAGUCAACAGCACCUCCAUCGCCGAAGUCGAUCUCAACCCUAUCAAGUCCACCACCCAGGCCUUCUUCAACAAAGAGCGCGUCCUCAUCCUGACCCCUCUGCGCGACGCCGCCCCCUACCUCGAGAAAUAUUUCGACCUGCUUUACAAGUUGACCUACCCUCACGACCUGAUCGAUCUGGCCUUCCUGGUCGGUGACUGCAAGGAUGAUACUCUGGCGAACCUGGCCUCCGAGCUCGAUCGCAUCCAAAAUCACGCCGAUGAAAAAAUCCGUUUCCGCAGCGCUACCGUCGUCAAGAAGGACUUUGGUGCCGAGACUGAGAUGAGCGUCGAGGAGCGACACUCCUUCGCUGCUCAGGGUCCUCGUCGCAAGGCUAUCGGCCGCGCCCGUAAUUACCUGCUCUACUCGGCUCUCAAGCCCGAUCACUCUUGGGUCUACUGGCGUGACGUGGACAUUACUGACUGCCCUGAGCGCAUUCUGGAGGACUUUAUGGCCCACGACAAGGAUAUUCUUGUGCCCAACAUUUGGUUCCACCGUUACCGCGACGGCCGUGACGUGGAAGGUCGCUUCGACUACAACUCCUGGAUCGAUUCUGACAAGGCCCGCCGCCUGCGCGAAACUCUGGACCCCGAUACCAUCCUGGCCGAAGGCUACAAGGAGUACGACACUGGCCGUACCUACCUCGUCAGCAUGGGUGACUGGAGAAAGAACAAGGACGAGGAGGUCGAGCUUGACGGUAUUGGUGGCGUCAACAUCCUCGUCAAGGCUGACGUUCACCGUUCUGGUAUCAACUUCCCCGCAUACGCUUUCGAGAACCAGGCCGAAACCGAGGGCUUCGCCAAGAUGGCCAAGCGUGCUGGCUACCAGGUCGUUGGUCUGCCCAACUACGUGGUCUGGCACAUUGACACGGACGAGAAGCCCGGCAACCUGGGAGAUCGCAAGGCUUACUAAACCGAAAACAAGUUGCAUCUCACAUAGCCAGUGAGCCACAUCGCUCCACGGGGGUCCCAAAGUUGAUCUUUGCUCCCUCGAUCCGUCCUCCCCCAAUCAUCCCCUCCGCUCUCCCUUAUCCUCAUCGACCCGUCUAGAGCCCAACGAGAGGGUCUAGUAUAUACUCGGGCAUCAUGUCCACGGACACGGUGGUCUUACCUACCGUGACUGUAAACACCCACCCAUCCGCUUCUCCUUUUUUCCAUUUAUUCUCGGAGGGGAUGUUUUCGCGCGACGGAAGCCUAAUGAUUUUCCAUAAUCCACCCCAUCUUCGUUGUCGCGUUCUAGGGAGUGUGUGUAUGUGUUGUGUGUCUUUGUUUUUACCUUGGCGCUACGGGGGAAAAUGUUGUUUGGCAGGAUUGCAGGGUCUAUAGAAUUGGCCGGUUCUCCAGACCUUCCUUUUUUUUGAUAUACUGAAUUUGUUCUUGUUACCCGGGCGGUUUGCCAGAGUUUCUCUGGCCAGGCUCUUUGUGUUCUAGGGAUCUAGGCCCUACUUUGGGUUAUGCCUGGGCCCCCCAUAAUGCAAGACUGGCUGGUGUUGAUCUGAGUGAUCUGCCCAUGUCAUUGUCAUAUUUUCUUCUUGCAAACAUUCCUCUAGGGAUCGAGAACCGGACCGUUACUGUCAUUGUCAUGUCAUAUGUUUCCAAUCAUUUCGUUUUUUCCUUGUCUUCCUCAAUCCUGCCUCGAGUCUAAACACUGGGUCUGUUCAAUUGCGGGUUUCCUUUCCUCUCUACACUUGUUGAAUCGAGGCGUCUUGAUCAGUUCUUCAACGAUGGACAGUGGAGGAAUCGGUGGCAUGAUAUAGUCUCUUGUUUUGAGAGGGUUCUCGCCUAGUAUACUCCGACUCUGGGCUCUUAUAAUUGAGCCCGACGGAGGCACUAUCGGAUGCGCGCUGCGACGGACUCGGACAUUUUCGUGUACAUAAUAAACCGUUCAUCAUUGACUCUUUCACCAGAUG